Ornithorhynchus anatinus (platypus) is the source of this 14144-nucleotide messenger RNA. It is a transcript of the gene MPRIP, whose product is annotated as myosin phosphatase Rho interacting protein. Gene Ontology annotation, biological process: actin filament organization. The record is from RefSeq and is a predicted model, not a curated record. NCBI's taxonomy places the organism in Eukaryota, Metazoa, Chordata, Mammalia, Monotremata, Ornithorhynchidae. Gene Ontology annotation, cellular component: actin cytoskeleton. Gene Ontology annotation, molecular function: actin filament binding. The transcript has 24 exons. The coding region runs from base 286 to 7593 and encodes 2435 amino acids.
GGGGGGCGGGGGGGGUGGGCAGGUUCGAGUUUCCCAAAUCCCUGGAUUUCCAAAUCCCGCAGUCGAUGAGGAUACUGUUGCACAAUAUCGUUUAGAGGAAUUCAUCUGCUUGCUUCCCAACACCCCCCCCCCCCACCCGCUCUCCUCGCACCACACCUCCUUUUAUGAUUUUUUUCCCCUUCCCCCGGGGAAGAGAAGAAGGGGUCGUGCGUCUCUCUUUUUCUUUUUUUCUUCUUCUGAAAUAAGUGGACAGACCGCUCUCCGGAUUUGCAGGACAGACGAAAAAUGUCUGCAAAAGAUAACCCUUGCAGGAAAUUUCAGGCAAAUAUUUUCAAUAAGAGCAAAUGUCAAAAUUGCUUCAAACCCCGCGAGUCCCAUUUGCUCAAUGAUGAAGAUUUGAACCAGGCAAAACCCAUCUAUGGUGGAUGGCUGCUCCUGGCUCCUGAAGGGACUGACUUCGACAACCCUGUGCACCGCUCUCGGAAAUGGCAGAGAAGAUUCUUCAUCCUCUACGAGCAUGGGCUCCUGCGCUACGCCCUGGACGAGAUGCCCACGACCCUCCCCCAGGGCACCAUCAACAUGAACCAGUGCACGGAUGUGGUGGAUGGAGAGGGCCGGACGGGUCAGAAGUUCUCCUUGUGCAUCCUCACGCCUGAGAAAGAGCAUUUCAUCCGAGCGGAGAACAAGGAGAUCAUCAGCGGAUGGCUGGAGAUGCUCAUCGUCUACCCCAGGACCAACAAGCAGAAUCAGAAGAAGAAGCGGAAGGUGGAACCUCCAACACCACAGGAGCCCGGGCCUGCCAAGAUGGCUGUCACCAGUAGCAACAUUCCCAGUGCUGAGAAAGUUCCUACCACCAAGUCCACGCUCUGGCAGGAGGAAAUGAGAGCCAAGGACCACCCAGACGGGAGUAGCCUCAGUCCAAUCCAGAGCCCUGGGCAGAGCCAGGCCCCUCUGCCCAGCACCCUGAGAGAACCUGGGCUGGAAGACAAAGAAGAAGAGAGCACUAUGAACGGUGACCGGAUAGACUGUGGACGGAAGGCUCGCGUAGAGAGCGGCUACUUCUCCCUGGAGAAGACCAAACAGGACUCGAAGGCGGAAGAGCAGCAGCUGCCGCCACCAUCCCCUCCCAGCCCCAGCGCCCCCAACAACAGGUACAGUUACCCUGAGCGACCCUCCCAGGAGUACGGCCGCCCCUUUCCUUCCCCAGGUCCCCAGCCCACCGCCCGGAUGGUCUGCAGCGUCUCCCUGAACUCCCUGGACACGGAGAGCCGACACCGUACCCCCGUGGACACCAGCGGCGCUGGGGGGAGGGGAGCGGAGAGACCGGGGCGCUCCUUUGCCUUUAAAGCCAGCAGGCAGUACGCCACCAUAGCUGACGUCCCUAAGGCCAUCAGGAUCAGUAAUCGCGAGGCCUUCCAGGUGGAGAGGAAGAGGCUGGAGCGCAAGACACGGGCCCGCAGCCCUGGCAGGGAGGAGGUGGCCCGCCUCUUUGGCAACGAGAGGAGGAGGUCUCAGGUCAUAGAAAAAUUUGAGGCCUUGGACAUUGAGAAAGCAGAGCACAUGGAGACAAAUUCCUCAGCCGGCCCGGCCCAGUCCGGCGAGACCCGCCAGGGCCGAAGCGAGAAGAGGGUGUUCCCCAGGAAGCGGGACUUCACCACAGAAGCCACGGCCUCAGCCGCCGGAUCCGCCCCGGAAGUUUCAGCUUCCCCCCUGUCUCCACACCGCAGAGCCAAAUCACUGGAUCGGAGGUCCACCGAGUCCUCUAUGACGCCUGACCUGCUGAACUUCAAGAAAGGCUGGUUGACCAAGCAGUAUGAGGAUGGGCAGUGGAAGAAACACUGGUUUGUUCUGGCGGAUCAGAGCCUGAGAUACUACAGGGAUUCGGUGGCCGAAGAGGCAGCGGAUUUGGAUGGUGAAAUUGACUUAUCUACAUGUUAUGAUGUCACUGAGUAUCCAGUCCAGAGGAACUAUGGCUUUCAGAUUCACACUAAAGAAGGAGAGUUCACCCUCUCCGCCAUGACAUCUGGAAUUCGGCGGAAUUGGAUCCAAACCAUCAUGAAGCACGUGCACCCGACCACUGCUCCAGAUGUGACCAGCUCCUUGCCAGAAGAGAAGAAUAAGAGCAGCUCCUCCUCGUCCUCCUCCCCGGCCUUUGAGGCCUGCCCAAAGCCGAGCGAGAAGCAGGAUCAGGACCAAGGGGAUCUGGAUCCCGAACAGAAACGGAGCCGGGCCCGGGAGCGCAGGCGGGAAGGGCGUUCCAAAACCUUCGACUGGGCCGAGUUCCGCCCCAUCCAGCAAGCCCUGGCUCAGGAGAGGGCCAGUGCCGCGGAAGCCCCCAGCGCGCGCGAGCCCGGGGGCUUGGACACGGACCUAGGGGAGCUAGAGAGAGAGCGGGCCCGGCGGAGAGAGGAGCGGCGCAAACGCUUUGAGAUGAUUGAUUCUGUCGAUGGCCCGAGCGGGGAGGACUCUGGGUCGCGCAUGGAGGUGGACAGGAGCCCAGUGUCACCCGUCGCGCCGGAGACCAAGCCCCAGAACGUCCACGUGGAGAUCGAACAGCGGUGGCAUCAGGUAGAAACCACCCCACUGCGUGAAGAGAAGCAAGUCCCCAUCGCCCCGCUGCACCUCUCCUCAGAUGAUGGACCUGACAGGCUUCCCGCCCAGGAGAUAACCUCUUUGCUGGAGAAGGAGUUGGAGCAGAGUCAGAAAGAGGCCUCGGAUCUCCUGGAACAGAACCGAGUCCUGCAAGAUCAGCUGAAAGUGGCUCUGGGCCGGGAGCAGAGCGCUAGGGAGGGCUACGUGUUGCAGACGGAGGUGACCACAUCACCGUCCUGUGCCUGGCUGAGGCUCCAUAAAGUCAACCAAGACCUCCAAAGCGAGCUAGAAGCCCAGUGCCAGCGCCAAGAGCUGAUUAAUCAACAAAUUCAGUCCCUGAAGCGUAGCUACGGGGAGGCCAAGGAUGUGAUCCGGCACCACGAGGCUGAGAUUCAGAGCCUGCAGGCGAGGCUGAGCAACGCUGCCGCCGAGCUGGCCAUCAAAGAGCAAACCCUGGCCAAGCUGAAGAGCGACCUGAAGAUGGAGAAGGCCAAGGUCAGAGAGCAGCUGGAGGAGUGGCAGCACAGUGAAACCACCCUGAGCUCCCAGCUGAGAGCCAGUGAACAGAAACUGAAGAGCGCAGAGGCCCUGCUGCUGGAAAAGACCCAGGAGUUGCGGGAUCUGGAAGUGCAGCAGGCGUUGCAGCGGGACCAUCAGAAGGAAGUGCAGCGACUCCAGGAGAGGAUCGCAGACCUCAGCCAGCAGCUCGGGGCCAGCGAACGAGCACAGGCUCUGAUGGAGGAGAAGCUGCAGAAGAACUAUGAGCUCUUGCUGGACAGCUGCGAGAAGGAAAAGCAAGCCCUGAUCCAGAACCUGAGAGAAGCGGAGGAGAAGGCGAGUGACUAUGAAGAUCAGCUGCAGGAUCAUGAGCAGCAGAUGGAAAUCCUCCAGAAGGAGAAGCUGAACGCCACGUUUGAGGGCAGCGAAAUGGUGCAUCAGCUGGAGGAGGAGCUCCAGGUGAAGGAGGCCAGCGUCCAGAAGCUCGCCGAACACAUCCAGAGCCUCCAGGGCGAGCGAGACCAGAUCAGAACGAGGUUCCAGGAGCUGCUGGAUCAAGUCGCCCGCUCUGACGGGGAAGUCGCCGAGCUUCGGGAGAAGCUGGAGGCCCGGGAGGCCGACUAUCUCCACCUGGAAGGCACGCACAGGCGCGUCUCCGAUCGGUUCCGCGACGUGCACGCCGCCCUGAAAGGGAAGGAAGAGGAGUUGCAGCGCAUCAAGGCGCUGCACGAGAAAAUUGUGGCGAAGAAAGACCAGGACCUCAACGAGGCCAUGGUGAAGAUGGUUGCUUUGGGCAGCAGUUUGGAGGAAACAGAAAUAAGGCUCCAGGCCAAGGAGGGGGUCUUAAGGAGGGGAGCGAACGCUCACCCCGGGGGCCCAGACGACGAGUGUCCAACGCUGGACGCCGACGGAGAGGGCGUCGCCCUACUGGGGCAACCAGAACAAGCUCAAGGCGGGCCGCCGGCGACACACUCCCCUCCCCAGGUUAAUGAAGGCCUCGAGGCCAGCCAGGGGGAGGUGAGCGAGACCCCGGGGCUGGAGGCUGGAGAUGUCGUCACCCUCUCUGAGUCAGCGGAGCCUCACGACAGAGAGGGCCUUCAGAAGGCCGCACCAAAGUGUGAAGGGGGCACCCCGGGCACUAAACGGCAGCGAAUCCGUUUCUCGAGUAUCCAGUGCCAGAAGUACAUCCAUCCGGAUGGCUCCGAGAAGAACUGGGCCAGUAGCACGUCUUCGGACACCAGUCAGGACCGGUCGCUCUCGGAAGAAAGCAUGUCGUCGGAACCCGCUCUCACGGGGCUCUCUGCCGGAACCGGGGCCCCCGAGGCUUAUCUGUCGAUCAUCCACUCUCUGGAGACCAAACUGUACGUCACAGAGGAAAAGCUCAAAGACGUGACCAUGAAAUUGGAGAACCAACAAGGCCAGAAUCAGGAGGCCUUAAUAGCUCUUCACCAGCAGUGGGCUGGCACGGAAUCCCAGCUCCGGGACCAGCUCCAAACUAGUCUGUCCCAGGUCGCCGCCUUGGCCUCGCAGCUGGAAGACGAAAGAAAGGAGAGGCAGACGGUGAUGAAAAAGCACGUUGGUGAGCUGGGAGACUUCCGAGUCAAAAACAGUCGAGCCCUCUCGUGCUUAGAAGCGUGCAGGGAACAACUGAGGUCUUUGCUAAAGGCCGACCGGGAGAAAGAGGGAGACUUGGGUUUGGCCACCCUCUCCAGUGUGGAAAUCAUCUUAUCUGACGCCGUCCGUGUUUUGCGUCAGAUACCCAGCUGGCCAGGUGAGGCCCGGGAAGAGAGUUUGCCUGCGGGAGACAAAGUGACCCCCCAGUUCCCUGGAUUGACCCACCAGGACCAACUGAAGUUACUUGCUGAAAAAACCUCCUUCGAAGCUUCCUUGAUCAAUCAGAUCGCAGAGUCUUUAACAGACGCAAGUUCUGCCCUCUCCCGGACUCUCCAAGAGAUUGAUCUGUCCACAAAGGUGUCCCUGGAGCCUACGAGUGGUUCUCGAACAGCCGGGACCUCAGCAGAGGCCUUAUGUAAAAAACUGCUCUUGGAAAGCCAGUUUUGGAGCCAGGUGGAGGAUCUCAGAAAGCAGUUGGGAGGCCUUGGGAGCGAAGGAGGAGGAGGAAACCAAGCAGACGCUGGCCCUCCCUGCUUCCCGCGGGACAGCAUCUCUGCGUUGGCAGAUGCGACCCUGGUCAAGGCAGAACUCGGUUUUGCUGUCCAGAAGCUGAGGGAGUCCUUUCACGACCGGUUACAAACGCUUGAAGACAACCUGCGUGGCACCAAGACAGCCCUUGAGCAAUAUAAAGGCAUGUUGGGGGAAAUCAUAAGGGCCCACGGAACUCCCAGCUUGGAAAGCGUGGUGCGGCAGAUUUCAGAAACCCUGGAACCCCAGGCAGGGAUUGAGAGGGGCGGACUGACCGAGGAGGACGGGAAGCGGUUCGAGCCGGAGCCGGCUCCGGGUCCCGCCGAGGGCUUGGACCUUCCCAGGGCCCCAGACCAGGGGGAGGAGGAAGAAACUCUGGUUUCUAUUCAGGAACAGCUUGCCCAACAGCUGAAGGAAAAAGCAAGUGUUCUGGAGGAAAUAGCCGCCUCGCUAGCCUCCCUGCCUCCGGGGGAGCCCCCGGGUGACCAACGGGAGGUGCUCGAGGCCUCUCAGGGUGUCUCCGACCUCACCAGCCUGGGCGGGCUCAGCCGCUGCUCAUCGUUACUGGUUCGAGAUGCGAUCACCCAGGCUCAGGUUUGUUACGCUGGCUGCAGAAUCAGGCUGCAGUAUGAGAAGGAGCUCCGGUUCUACAAAGACUCCUGGGAGAAGGCGGGCGCCUCGUGCCAGGAGCGAGCGCGGGCGGUGGCUGCCCUCCGGCUGGAGUACGAGGAGCUCCUGCGGAAGCAGAAGAGCGAGUACCUGCAGGUGAUCGCCAUCGUGGAGCGGGAGAACGCCGACCUGAAGGCCAGAGUGGCUCAGCUGGCCCGUCAGCAGAGGUGCUUGGAAGAAGCGGAGAGCAAACACAACGAGAGCAUUUUCGCCUUGCAGGGCCGCUACGAGGAAGAGAUGAGAAGUGUGGUCGAGCAGCUGAGCCGCACGGAAAACACCCUGCGGGCAGAGAAGACCAGGGUCCUCAGUCAGCUGGAUGCCUCCGUGAAAGAUAAGCAAGACAUGGAAAGGUACCAUGGGGAGCAGAUGCAGACCCUGGAGGACAAGUUUCAGCUCAAAAUUAGGGAACUGCAGCUAAUUCACGAAGAAGAACUGCGCACUUUACAAGAACAUUACACGCAGAACUUGCGCUGCUUGCAAGAGACGCUGAACUAUUACCAGAGGCAGCACCCGGGGGGACUCCCGGCCCUCGAGCACCGCUCCUGGCCAUCGGCUCGGCCGGAUGGCGCCGGCCAGAUGACCGAGGUCGAGGCCGAUUCCACGACCGGGUUGAGGGAGCGGAUCCAGGAGCUGGAAGCCCAGAUGAAUGUCAUGAGAGAGGAACUGGAGCACAAGGACCUGGAGGGAAACGCCUCAACUCUGAGGGAAAAAUACCAAAAGGACUUUGAGAACCUUAAGGCAACAUGUGAACGAGGGUUUGCCGCCAUGGAAGAGACUCACCAGAAGAAGAUUGAAGAUCUGCAGAGGCAGCACCAGCGGGAACUGGAGAAGUUGAGAGAGGAGAAAGAUCGCCUUCUGGCAGAAGAGACAGCAGCUACCAUCUCAGCUAUCGAAGCCAUGAAGAAUGCCCACCGCGAAGAGAUGGAGCGGGAGCUGGAGAAAACCCAACGUUCGCAGAUCAGCAGUGUGAAUUCAGAUAUAGAGGCACUUAGGAGACAGUACCUGGAAGAGUUGCAGUCCGUCCAGCGGGAACUGGAGGUGCUGUCGGAACAGUACUCUCAGAAGUGCUUGGAGAACGCUCACUUGGCUCAAGCCCUGGAGGCAGAGAGGCAGGCCCUUCGCCAGUGCCAGCGAGAGAACCAGGAGCUCAACGCGCACAAUCAGGAGUUAAAUAACCGCCUGGCUGCGGAGAUCACACGGUUACGAACGCUACUGAUGGGGGAGGGCGGAGGAGAGGCUGCUGGGUCACCUCUCACGCAGGGCAAGGACGCCUACGAGUUAGAGGUCCUAUUGCGGGUCAAGGAGUCGGAAAUCCAGUACCUGAAGCAAGAAAUCAGCUCUCUGAAGGAUGAGCUGCAGACAGCACUGAGGGAUAAGAAGUAUGCCAGUGAUAAGUACAAAGACAUCUACACAGAGCUGAGCAUUGUGAAGGCAAAAGCAGACUGUGACAUCAGCAGGUUGAAAGAGCAGCUAAAGGCGGCCACAGAAGCACUGGGUGAAAAAUCUCCCGAGAAUACCACGGUGUCAGGAUACGAUAUCAUGAAAUCUAAAAGCAACCCUGACUUCUUGAAGAAGGACAGAUCCAGUGUUAGCCGACAACUAAGAAAUAUCAGGUCAAAGAGUCUGAAGGAAGGCCUGACAGUGCAAGAACGCCUGAAGCUCUUCGAAUCCAGGGACUUGAAGAAAAAUUAGUGGUAUCCCAUCCAACUUGAACACACACCCCCUCCCAGCUUGCAGCAGCACAACACGAGCGCUGUUUUUUGUCUGUACCGUAUUUUUUAUUAUUAUUAUUAUUGUUAUUAGUAUUGUCAUCAUUAACUGUUGUUUGUGUGGAUGCUUGGGAUAAGAGCCUGAUUUUUUUGGAUUGCAGCUCUCACCAUUCCCUACCAGGUUGAACCCUUCUACCCCACCCCUCCAGCAUCUUUUCUUCCACUGAAUCCCCAAAUGACUAAAUGAAUUUGGAGAGGGGAGGAAAUUCCCCUUCCUCCUCUCGACGGUUUAUAUUAGAAUACCUUAUUUACUGUAAUUCAUUACACUAAGUGUCAGUAUUAAGGCUCAGUAGCCUAUUGAUAAGCUAGCUCUGAUUUACCAAUAUACUGGUAUGGAAACGGAGCCCAGUUUGGCGUAUCUAGCUCUACGGACGGUGAUUUGGUGCUUGGGUGUAACUUUGAGCCAAGGCACCGUGAGAUACUUAACUUUAUGUUUCUCCAAGGAAAAGUCAUAAAGACAGUCUAUUUCUGCCUGGAUUUUAGCACUGACAACUCACUGGCCUUCUGCAGCGAAGUUAGAGAAAGGUGGUGGUGCAGUUGUGAUUCUGCUCCCUUUGGCUCAACUCUGUGGUGAUAAGGGAUUUGUAGUUUGGGGGAAUGACAGCAUUAGGGAUUCGAUCCACUGAUGCAGUUUAGAACCACACAUCCCGGUGGCAAUACUGUGGCCGACGAACAUACUCUUAACAGGAGAAUUGUUGAAACAGAUCGUUCCUAAUUUUUUGUUCUUUUUUUAUUAAAUCUUGCACAAAAGACUAGCUCCCCCUCGCAUUCCUUCCUCCGACCGAUCCUUUCUCUGUCGUAGCCAGGUGUUCUCAGAGGUCUCACGUGGUGAACCCCAAAUGAAUCUAGCCCCGAAAAGGUCUGUUUUUCUUCCUUGCCCGAGAACAGAAGUUUUCCUUUGGUUGGAUGCCUUUGGUAAAAUAUCUCUGCUGAAGAAGGGAAUGAGGCUGAUGGUACAGUUAAACAAGUCCAUUUAACGUGCUGAUUGAACACGUACUCUUCCAGCCUCAGAAGGUGGAUUGCAGCUUAAAAGUUUCAUCUUAAAAGUACGUUUUAUUUUUGAAAAAUUCUGAACCAAACCAAGUCAGCUUUAGUCCCCGAGGCAGGGUAUGGUCAUCUCAGUCACAGUAAGUACGUUUGUUGGUCAGGUAAACAUCUUCUCCAACAGUGGGUGUCCAAAGAGAAUGAAUGCCAGAAUGGUAGAUUUCGGCUUUUUGAGGGACGUAUGUGUAGGCAGGUGUGACUGAAAAGCGAAUAGGAAUCACUUAUCCUGCUGAGUUCAAAUGGGCUUCCCACAGGAAAGAGUAAGUUAAUAAUUAAAAUAGUAUCCAUGGAAAAGCUGGGCAGAACAGUGAAUCAACCUGGCUAGAAAUAUUUUUUAAAAGAGUUUUUCUUUGGGAGCUCAGCCCAGUUCUCCUAAACCCUGGAAAAACUAUGUAUUGUGGCCUAGUUACCCUGCACUGUCGGUUUGACUUUCUCCUCCUUGACCCAAAACCAACCCCCCAAACUCAGAAUAAUCCUAAAUGUCAGCUAUUAAAAUAGGUGUUCUCCUAUGUUCAUUUGAAGGGCUUGGGGGGGUAUGCAAACUGUCCAUUUGCUCUGAGCUGGUCAUAAUUAUGCUAGAUGAGGAAAAGGAAUGGCAACAGUUGCUUUCUGUCAUUAUGCCUCGAGAUAAAAGGUGGUCAGGUCACCAUUUUCUUCUUGCUUACAAGGCUGAGCUGAGCCAUAUCCUUUACCCGUAGCCCCGUUUUGUUUGCGCUGGGGCGAAAGUGUGACUGAUGGCCUAGCUCUUUAUACGACUUCCAGUUCUAAUAACAGUUUUCUUUGGGCUUCCAGUGCCCUUUGACUCACACAUCCAUCAGACUCUUGGGCCAAGUGUGUAGGUCUUACCGAAGUCCGUAAAAAUGUAGACGCUGGUACAGCAAAUGCUUUUUUUUUCUUUUUUAACAGGAGCUUGUUUCUUUUUUUGUUACUUGGAUCACCAGGUGGUAGUCUUCCAGGACGAGGGUGUGAAAUUACAGGUGACACUAGCAAGCAAGGCAGAGAGACUUUUUGGGAACUGAGGUGUGAUCAUCAUCCAGAGGUAGAACGAAAUCCAUUUUUUAAGGCAGCAGCUGAUGGUAGUAUGCUGUUGGGAGACCUAGGAAGCGCUUUGGACCCACUUAGUUUGGUGUAUUCGCAGAAAGAGAACUGAAUUACUGAUGUCAGAGGGAGGAUCGCACAAGUAUCCUUUGACCCAGCAAGUAUAAAUGUGAAUGAGAGAGCACCACAAUGAUGGAUUUGCAAAAUGUAAGUGCUUUAAUGAGAGAACCUGAUAAUGCAAGUAGUGAGAGAAAUAGCACGUCAAAUAGUUUGAAUGAUAGCUUAAAAAAAAAUUGUAGAAGUAGACAGGCGUUCACCAAACAGCAUUUUAGUGUAGUACCAUACUUCUUCUUCUAUCUGGGGAAAAGUAGAGUAUGUUUAGUUUUGUGCAUGCUAAAGCAUCCUGAGCACUAAACAGAACUUCUCGUCACUGUGGUGACUCUCUUAUGGCAAGGAAAUGGCACCAUUUAUUUCACACGUGUCUUACCUUUCGGCUCGUUCUACAGAUGUUAUUUGCGUGGGGGUGGUGGUGUGUAUUUGUGUGUGCAUGAGGAACAAGCCAGGUAUAAUCUGUAGCUAUUUUGAAUAGUUCCAUUUCUCUGAUUUGAAACUGUGCAUGGGUCAGAGAUGAUGAAAGUGUGGGAGUCUUCAGUUUUAAAUGGUUUAAACUUGGGUGUUCAUGCAUAUCUCACUGCAACUCCCAGAACUGUAAAUAUCUCUUGGUUAUGUAGUACUUAUCUAGACAUAGAGAGAGAGAAACUGUAUAUACUGCAAAUCAGGUUUGUUUGCAAGAAGUCGUGCACCAUCAAGAACAGCCAAUUGGAAGUUGAAGGAAGCUAAGGGGGAGGUUAUCGCAAAAAAGAUCUACCACUGGAAAUAACUUUCUGAAGCACUUUGAGCCAACUAAUUAUUAUCCCCAAAGCCACAGUGGAAGGUAAACAAACCAUCCUCUAGUGUCCAAUUUUCAGGUUUCUCUGGAUCUUUAGCUGCCUGUUUGAUGCAUCACAGCUAUUCUUAGCGUAUGGCCAAACACGGGCUUGAUUACAAGCUUGUUUUGCUUUCAUUACAGGGCCUACCUUGAUUCAAGAGCAGCCCACUUGAGAGAUGGCCAGUAGUGUUGAGUUCCUCCAGGGAAUAGCUUUUCCCGUUGAGGUGUGAAAGGAAAUAUAGGAGUCCAGUUGCUCUGGAUUCCUUUCCUUGGUUCAGGCUUAGCCACCCUACCUAUUCGGUGACUUCCCCAUCCCCUACGGUAAAACUAUCCUGAUCUAGAUGAACAAAAGUUUUCCGUCGGAACAAGUUAACAGAUGAGGUGCUCUGACCGAGAGAAUGCUUCCAAGACCCUCACUUUCAAAUCCGCUCAAAAAGGAUGUAAACAUUUUGGUUUCCAACUUGGAAGAUUCUGGGGCAAACAGCAAUAGUGCAAGGAGAGAAAAGAUGAAAUGGAUAUGGCUUGGGCUUAAAAAAAAAAACCCCAAAAAACCUCAUUUAAGUUUUCAUGUUUUAAAUUUAAGAGGGCUUUAAUACAUUUCUCACCGACACUGGUGGAACGGGCCCCUUUUCUUCUCUUUAUACAGGGGGAGGGGGAUGACCCCAACUGCUGCCCUUCAGUUUAUUGUGAGAAGGAAAGUGAUUUACAGCCAUGCCAAAAUGCCCUCAUCAAGGAACACUUUCUUAAUGAGUGAAUGCUGUCAGACUUCCUAAGGGCUUUUCAGGAAACUUCAAGCUAAACUUGGUUAGCAAGCAUUGACAUCUGCCCUCCAGUGGCUCCGUUCUCCUUUUGCCAUUGGCAGCAGAGUAGUUCCUUUUCGUCCUUUUCCCUCCAGCUCAUUCCCCUCCCAAAAGACCAAAAGCAAACUUCUUAGCUCAGGCUUUCUAUUAUGAAAGAAACCUGCAUUGCUUUACAGUUGUUAAAGUAACAAAACCUACAGCUUUUCCUCGGUGCCAACAGCAGGAUCAUGUUUAUGCAAUAAUCAGCAAAAUAUUUUGUAAUUCACUUUCCCUUCUUGCUGGGCCUGAGCACCCUUUGUACUCCAGGGCACUAUAGCAGCUAUAGCCUCGAUUGUUCUUAAAGGACAAAGUAUAUUGUUUCUACAUCCUUGUCCUUUUUUAUUUUGGGGGGGGCAGGUCACCACAUUUUACAAAAAUUGAAGCUUUAAAAAGAAAAGAACCAGAUUGCGAGGUUGAGUAAAACCAAAUGUUAAGCUCUUUUGACAGGAAGAUGUAAUCAAAUUCAAUACAUAAAUGCAGAAUAUAAAUACUUCCAGUUCGAAGCUCAUCUUAUAGGGGAUGCUAACCUGUCACUUUUUCUUUGGCACCAAUGUCAUGAACUUUUCCUGAGUGUACUCCUUUUGUCCCCGCGGCACUUGAAUGAAACAGAAAUGAGAACUUUUUAGUAGGUAGGUAGUCACAGCUUGGGGCUAAGCAUUAAACAUUCUGAAAUUUGUUGCUGCUUAAACAGUACUUGAUUGGAAUUCCACUUAAACCUAGGCUACUCCCAUGGCUCAUAUACAGUACCUAGACUGUGAACUCUUAAAAAGCUCAUGUACACUUCGUGAUGCUUGUGCUUCCCUUUUAAAAAGCUUGGUUUAUUCUCCUUAAAUUUAAAAACUAUAGUAUUCUAAACAAACAAUGUAAAUAUUUAUUACUCAGCAGGGAGGGAGGUUUGUGACUUAAAGCUAGGUGUUUUGGGUUUUGUUUUGUUUUCUUAAAAACUUCUCUAGUACCAACAUUCCUCUUUCAAGCCAAAGGAAAAGAUGUGGGUGUGCAGCAUCCUCUUGGAAUGCAUCUGAUGACCGUUAUAAAACCUCUUGGAAUCCUUAACUGACACACCUCUGGUUUUGAAAAUACUGGUCCAAAAGUGUUCAGUGUCUGAAAACUAAACCUCUGACACAGGGGUAACACUGUAUUUAGAAGGUGGCAGUUAUUCCCAAGGGCGGAGGGGAGAAAAUUUGCUUUGUUAACUCCAUUAGGACUCAAACUCACACGACUUGAGACAUUUGGGUUUGGUUUUUUUUAUUUGGCAUGUAAAUGAUGACCCUUGGGCACCAGCAAAGUGAUCCCCUAGGGCUAAAUAGAUAAUACAAUUAAACCAUAAGUCUCUUCCCAUUUUUAUGUUGUACAGUAACAUGAAAGAUGCUGAAAUACACUCUGGAAGCAGUUUUUUUAAUAGAGAACAUAGAAGCUAUUGAGAUACAAUACACAGUGUUGGUGAGAGUCAGAUAACAAAACAUUAGAGGCUGAUUUGGAAGUCCAUUAAAUAUAACCAGACAUCCUAAAAGCAAAUGUCUAACUCUCUGUUGUAGUUAUUUAAAUCUGCUCCUCACCUUUACUUUGGAAUUAUUAGAGGAAUGAAGUUGUGGAGGGCAGUAGCGGAUUGUGAUCCCAGAGACUAUUCCUGUAUAAUCUCGACUAACUGUUAAGCAUCCAUUUUGGAGGUUAUCUGCUCAGAAACCUCACUCCUGCCCCACCCCACUCACGCACUAACUUUCUCCUUGCGCCGACAGAGCUACUGGUUCUGAUAUAUUCACUAUUCAAAGGAGAAAGAUUUGGGAAUUCACCUCCCACUUGGAGAAAGUAGGUCAGAGUAGUUUCCAGACCAGAAGUUUUGCGCUAGGAGAAAAUUGUAUGGUUGUAAAAACAAUUGUAAAAGGGCAAUGAGUAAUAUUUAGAAUUGUUUUUCUCAUUUUACAGAUUUGUUUCCUUCAACCAAUCCUUUGCUUGUACAUUACUUGCAGUUAUCAAUGGGGGUGUCUUCAUUGAAGUAUUAAUGACCAGUGCUUUAUUACAUGGGAGGGAAACUAUUAGGCGACUCACUGAAGAGAACAUUACAAGUCCAUACUAACCACUUUCCUGCUUGAAUAAUUUAACAAAGAGAGAACAAACUUACAGGUGUCUGUAUGUAUGCAAUUAACAAUAUUGUUGCACUGAACUAAGGAGUCUGUGCACAAGGCUAAAACAGCGUGAGAGAGGGAGGGGCCGGGGAAAGAACAAGUACAGAGCCUGACAAUAAAACCUAACCAGCCGCAAAUGUAAAGGGAAGGCAUAAGGCAGAGCUCCUCUAAGCUUUUGACCUUCCUGGUUUGUGGCCCCUCCAUGUUCUUUUGAAAGGGGAUACUAAUUUACUACAAAAUUCUCUCCCUCCUUCCCUUCCCCCUCACUCCUUUCAAUUUAAUUCAGUCCAAACCUUCUCGGUUUAACUUUUGUGGGACUGUUUUUUAGCCAUUGUUCCUGAUCAAUUGUUCACUGUAAUUGAAGUGUCACUUUGUCACUAUUUAUUCCUUAAAACCUUGUGUGACAUGCUAGAUUCCCAUGGAUGUAGCUGAUCAUUUUUAUUUUGUAAAUAUUACCUAACUUUACAUAAACUAUAUCGUAAUAAACUAUUUUUGCACCACC